This is a messenger RNA of Theobroma cacao (cacao), 2835 nucleotides long. RefSeq names its product casein kinase 1-like protein 3. Gene Ontology annotation, biological process: protein phosphorylation. Lineage: Eukaryota; Viridiplantae; Streptophyta; Magnoliopsida; Malvales; Malvaceae. Gene Ontology annotation, molecular function: ATP binding; protein kinase activity. The record is from RefSeq and is a predicted model, not a curated record.
GCCACGCAGUUUCUUUCUGUCCUUUUUUGCGAGUCUUCUCCUGUGUUUGGUUUCAGUUUCUAACAAGAAAAAAACGAAGGAAAAAGAAAAGGAUAAAACCUGAAAAACCAAAAAAUAGAAAAGUCGUUAUCAAAAUCCUUCAAAGCUCUUUCUCUAGCUUUGAUGAUCUGAUUGAUCGAACUCGUCGAUAAGCAUGGAACGAAUCGUCGGUGGCAAAUAUAAGCUCGGCCGUAAGAUCGGCAGUGGAUCUUUCGGUGAAAUUUUUCUUGCUACGCAUAUUGAUACGUUCGAGAUCGUCGCUGUUAAGAUGGAGAACAAUAAAACGAAGCAUCCGCAACUGCUUUACGAAGCAAAAUUGUACAAUAUUCUUCAAGGAGGAAGUGGAAUUCCAAGCAUAAAAUGGUCAGGUGUUAAUGGGGAAGAUAAUGUACUUGUUCUCGAUUUACUCGGACCUAGUCUCGAGGAUCUCUUUGUGUACUGUGGCAGGAAGUUUUCGCUGAAAACUGUCUUAAUGUUGGCUGAUCAAAUGAUUACAAGAAUCGAAUAUGUUCACGCCAAGGGAUUUCUUCAUAGAGACAUAAAGCCUGAUAACUUCCUAAUGGGACUUGGUCGCAAAGCAAAUCAGGUUUAUAUAAUUGAUUUUGGCCUUGCCAAAAGAUACCGAGACUCCACAACUAAUCGCCAUAUUCCUUACAGAGAAAACAAAAAUUUAACGGGGACUGCUCGUUAUGCAAGUUGCAAUACUCAUCUUGGAAUAGAGCAAAGUCGGCGGGAUGAUUUGGAGUCACUUGGCUAUGUGCUUUUAUAUUUUCUCAGAGGAAGUCUUCCAUGGCAAGGUUUGAAAGCUGCCACAAAGAAGCAGAAAUAUGAUAAAAUAUGUGAGAAGAAGUUGUCCACUCCUAUUGAGGUUCUAUGCAAGUCUCAUCCUGUGGAGUUUGCAUCAUACUUUCAUUAUUGCCAUUCUUUGACAUUUGAUCAACGUCCUGAUUAUGGGUUCCUGAAGCGUUUGUUCCGUGAUUUAUUUCUUCGUGAAGGUUAUGAGCUUGACUACAUAUUUGACUGGACAAUCAUCAAGUACCAGCAGGCCCAGAAAACUAGAUCUCAGCCUCGAUUGUCUCCAGUUACUGGAGGUAGCAGCAGUCAUCCAUUACCUGUGGAUGUGGAUCAUCAUCAAGCAGGCUUCAAUGCCACUUAUUCGACUGACGUCACAGAGCGCAUUAGAUCAAGUAAUGUUUCUGGUCCAGGUGUUCGCAUGCAAUUUAAAUCAGCAACAGGGAAGAACUUGAUUUCUGAUGCUACAGUUGACAAAAAUAUUUUUGACUCUCAUACACCCUCAUCAUCGUUUGCACCUGCUGGCACCUCAAAAAGAAAUGGUCAGAAAUUGCCCACUGAAGCUGCCAAUUCUGGCCAUGGAAAUGGAAACAAAAUCGGACCUUCCAGUAGUUGGAUUUCAUCAUUGCAGCGCAUUUCGUCUGCCAAAUGAUGAAAAUGGACUCAUUUCUGCCUACAGUACUGUUGGAAAGGGUGGAAUAGGGAAUUACAAUUCAGGAAUGCAUACAAAGACCAUAAAACAUAUAUUUCUCUGCAUGCUAACCAUGGAAGAUCUAGUAAUGGCUGCAAACUACUGACUGGUGAACACUGAAGAAACCAUUUAUGGUUGGUAUUUUGUCUUGUAUCCUGAAUUCUGCAAAUAUCAACAGUGUACAUGCAGUAAAGCUCAGUUGUAUGUUCGAUUUCAAGUUGAUGAUUUUGGAAUUGAUUGGUCUACUUCAAGGAGCACAUUGCCUCAGACUGGAAUGUUGACAGGCGGUGUGCCAACAAUGUGUAACUAGUAACUACCCAGCUUGUCUUAUUAUGUAAAAAUUCUGAUAGAAGCUGUUCAGGAUAAUUAGAGAAGAUAGAAAGUCGACUACUAUUUGCAUAUGCUGUGGCUACUUGGGUUCUGGAGAUCUGAAGAGCUCUGUGGGGCAAAGCUGGACUUUGAGACCAUUUUAUGUCUGGUUUGAAGUUUGAACCAGGUGGGGGAUAAAACAUUUUCUCUCAUCAAUUGUUGGUCUAGGAAUAGUAUUGCUUUUCUUGGUCAGUUGACACUUGUAUUAGUCAGGGCUCAAGAUUUUGUGCAUCUGAAACCAGAUGACGGUAGCAUUGCUUCAAGCUGCUUCAGGUAUGUACAGCUCCUGACAUCCUCUUCUGAUAAUUAUUCUAUUCCAGAAAGUGGUGCAAUUUAUGCCAUUAGUGGAGUUUGUGAAAUCUGAAGUUGGAUGAUCAGGAAUAUUCUGUUCCUUGCCCAGAUAAGUGGGGCUCCUUAGGAUACAUUUUUGGUCUUCCUUGACGAGGAAAGAGGAGUGAGGGGAGGAUGUCAGACCUGAAGGAGUAGGCCUGGUUCAGGAAAAGAUCUGGGAAACUAGUUGGAAGGCAGUUAGUAUUGGCAUGAAUUCUUGAGAAGGGGGGACAUGCAAGCGUUGUGUUAUGGAUCUUCAGCCGGGAACAUCGGUAACCAAGUUAUCGGUUAUCAGAUGUCAAAUGGGUUUAUUAAUGCAAUCUUUUUGUGUGGUCUUUUCCUUUGUUCUUUCCGGGUGUUUCUCCGCUUCUGGACGCCCCAGGUUUUAUUUGGCCGUUGAAAACUAGGAAGCUGGGCACCGUCAACAUGUAAUAAUACAAGGGUAAGAAAUGUUUCGGUAUGUGUGCGUAGAGGGUUUUAAUUAUUCUAUUCUUACGAAAGUUUUUAAUUGUAAUUUGUACCUCUUUUUAUUGUGUGCAUUUCAUUUUGAAUUAUUUUGGAAGAUCAGCUUGCAAUUUGAAACGAAAGCAAGAUAAAUAAAGAUUCCAGGGUGA